GAAAGCAGCACUUCUAAGCACGACUCAAUGAGAGCAGCCACUCACCUGAGAGGCACGUGUGGAGAAAGGCUGAGGUGAAACUCGCAGGAGAGGAGGACGAACAACAUGGCACAGACACAAAUGGGUGCCAGGAGCCCUCUUGCAGAGGCAGCUGUAGGCUUUGCACUGGGAACCGUGGCAGGCUGUAUACUGGGAGCCACCGAGGACCCACUGGACAAAACCCUGUCGAUGAUGACUGAAGCAGGAUCACUGAGACCGGUGAUAGAGGAGAUAGAGAAAGUUGGUCCUUUAGGGCUUGGGACCCUAAUUGGAGCCUCAGCACUGACCACAGCGAUGACAUCGGCAGUAGCUGGUGUGAUUCUGGCAGCAGUGGCGGCUUCCAUGUUUGUGGCCACCAGGAGCUGCACGGCCUCCCACUCAAACUCCGGUGGUUUGUGGGCAUCAGCAGGAUUGGCUGGAGCCUUCGGGACCACUCUCAGUGGAGCCACGCUUGGGCUUGCUGUUGAAUGGAUUGUGAUGAAGUACGGCAUGGUGGGUCUUCUGUGGGCUCUGAGCAUUUUCACUCUGUCCAAACCUCCCCUGCACUUUGUACUGAAGCUCCUCUGGAAACAGAGUGAGGCCUGUUGCACUCUGGGGUCUACAGAUUGGGUUAGGGAAAGGGAAAAGAUCGAGAUUACAGAGUCUCAGCAGAGACAGAGAGUGGCUGUGCAGAUAGAGCAGAAGAUCCUGACACUGGAGAAUGGAAGCGACACUGGUGGAAAUGAGGACAGGACAACGUGGGACACUGAGCGACGGAAGAGAGAGGAGAUCGAGAGGAAGAAGGUGAAAGCUGCAGAGGCAGAGAUGGAGCAAAGAACCCUCCAAGAAUGGAUCAACACUGUGGUCGUCAAACAUGUGGACUUCCUGGCCUUCUCAGGAAUACCAAUGACAAUUGUUGCCAUAGUAACAUCAGGCUUUGGGAUCUUUGGCUACGGAGGGCACCAGUCUGUAUUCAUAGUGCUUCUGGCUUUGGUUAUAGUCAUGGCCUAUUUUCUAAUAAAAUCUUCUGACUUUAAGUUCUGGAUGUUAGUAGGAUGCAUGGGAAUGCUAGCAACGUUUGUCAUUGCCAUGCUCACCCUACACGCUGGACAGAUGGUCGUCACAACUGCCAUGAAGAUGCAUGCGACAGGGCAGAAACCAUCCCGGGAAGACGUUAGAACUCGCAUGAACCAGGGGUCCUCUUUGGAGGCAUUGAAAGCAGCUUUCUUUGUGGCAAAACUUUGUCAGCUGGCAUUGGGGGCAGCAGUGGGGGGGCCACUAGUGAGGCAAGCAGCUGGAGAGGUGAAAGUCAUAGCAGGGGCGGCUUUAGUGGCACUAGGUUUACUGGUUGGGGUGGAGGCUUUAGCUCCAGCUCUGGGGAAAGGGGGUCAAAGUGGGGCUCUGCUUGGGGUGGUGGGUGCAGCGGGGGUGUCGGUGGGUGCAGCAUCAGCUGUGGCCGGAAGGUGGUCGUCAUGGCAAGGAACUUUGGGAACGGUAGCAGGAUUAGUUAUCGGGGCAUUAGUGAUGGGGAAAUGGCAUGUUGUCAACAUUGGACUGCAGGUGCCUGUGGCUUAUGUCUUUGCCAUGACCAAUCCAUUUUAA
Messenger RNA from Solea solea (common sole), 1620 nucleotides. RefSeq lists its product as uncharacterized. The transcript has 2 exons. Lineage: Eukaryota; Metazoa; Chordata; Actinopteri; Pleuronectiformes; Soleidae. The record is from RefSeq and is a predicted model, not a curated record. The coding region runs from base 106 to 1620 and encodes 504 amino acids.